Molecule: messenger RNA, 1006 nt
Organism: Sphaeroforma arctica JP610
Lineage: Eukaryota; Ichthyosporea; Ichthyophonida
Exons: 4
Coding region: 254-802 (182 amino acids)
Biological process (GO): regulation of DNA-templated transcription
Cellular component (GO): CCAAT-binding factor complex; nucleus
Molecular function (GO): DNA-binding transcription activator activity, RNA polymerase II-specific; DNA binding; protein heterodimerization activity
Source: RefSeq, a predicted model, not a curated record
CUUAUUUGACGAAAACUCAGCAGCAGUCCACCAGUUAUAUAUAAUUAUUGAACCAACUCGAUGUACACUAUACGGUAUACAGAGAGUGCGUGUGUGAGUGAGUGAGUGAGAGUUGUAUUCUGUAUUACUUGUGAGCAUAUAUUCGAAGCAAGGAAAGUGGUAUUCCCAACAAGGUAGUGUGUCUGUGAUAAGCACAACUACACACACCGGUAGUAUAUUCUAAUUUCACAAAGUACACUCAACACACGCCACCAUGGAUCAGAUGCCCAUUCAGGGGCAGCAAGUGUACCAGCUCAGCCAGUUCUGGAGCUCGGUUAUGGUGGAGAUGCGUCAACCACAAGACUUUAAAACAGCUAUCCUCCCCCUUGCGCGAAUUAAGAAAAUCAUGAAAUUAGACGACGAAGUAAAGAUGAUUUCUGCAGAAGCGUUAAUUCUAUUCUCGAAGGCGUUAGAAAUAUUCAUCCGCGAGCUGGGCAUGAGGUCUUGGGGGCACACAGAGGAGAACAAACGUCGUACGUUACAAAGAAACGAUAUUGCGAUGGCUGUUUCGAGGAACGACACCUUCGAUUUUCUCAUCGAUAUUGUGCCACGGGACGACAUCAAAUCCACACAACGCCCAGAAGAGGAGAUCCGACCCAUGAUGGUCGCCCCCGAGCAACUAUACUAUUACACCGCUUUACAACAACAGCAAGGCGUAGACCCCCAGCAGCCCAUGAUGCAUCCACAGUACAUGCAGCAGCAACAGGGUCAGGACAUCUACGGAGGAGCUGGUUUCCAACAGCCCAUGCAGCCAUACAUCUGAGCGGUGGGUGUGUAGCACAGAUUAGGUGGGAUCAGCCUCCCAAAUACUUCGGGCCAGUACACCCACGCAUUAUCUUCAUUUAAGGCACGCAUAGAGUACUCUGAUACGACACAAGAACGAAUCAAUCGUGCGCAAACUGUACAUACGAUACCUGAUUAGCCGCGGUAUCGCCACAAAGUAUGAAUAAAUACUUGAUCUAUAUGA